Messenger RNA from Meleagris gallopavo (turkey), 2469 nucleotides. Its product is annotated as keratin, type II cytoskeletal 4-like. Gene Ontology annotation, molecular function: structural constituent of skin epidermis. The record is from RefSeq and is a predicted model, not a curated record. Lineage: Eukaryota; Metazoa; Chordata; Aves; Galliformes; Phasianidae. Gene Ontology annotation, cellular component: keratin filament. Gene Ontology annotation, biological process: intermediate filament organization; keratinization.
AUGAGCCGGCAGUGCUACACCUCCAGCUCGCUGCUGGGCCGACGUGGCUUCUCCUCAGCCUCCGCUGUCUGCGGUCUGGGCAGGGCAGGCAGCAGCUCAGCCUCGGUGUGCCAACCGACGGCACGGCGCUGCGGGUUGGGCGGCUUCAGCAGCCGGAGUGUCUGUGACCUGGGCCGUGGGCAGAGGAUUUCCUUCGGAGGAAGCUGCCGUAGUGCGGCAUACGGAGCGGGCAGCGUGGGACGAUGCGGCGCUGCCUAUGGCGGAGGUCGCUUUGGCGUGGGCACGGUGGUGGGGUUCGGUAACUGCGGAGGCUAUGGGGGCCUGGGCAGCUACAGAGGCCUUGGGGAUGGCGUGGCGAUGGGCGGCUAUGGCGGAGGCAUCAGCAUCGGGCUUGGAGGAGGUCGAUCAGAAGGGAUCCGCGGUGUCAGCAUCCACCCGGAGCUCCUCAAGCCCCUGUGUGUGGGGGUGGACCCUGAGGAGUGCCAGGUGCGGACCCAUGAGAAGGAGCAGAUCAAGAACCUCAACAACCAGUUCGCCUGCUUCAUCGACAAGGUCCGGCUGCUGGAGCAGCAGAACAAGGUGCUGACCACCAAGUGGGAUCUGCUGCAGCAGUAUGUCCUGCCGGCAUCCCGGCGCAACCUGGAGCCCGUCUUCGAGAAUUUCAUCUGCAAUCUGAGGAAGCAGCUGGAGUGCGUGCUGGGGGAGCGAGAGAGGCUGGAGAAUGAGGAGCGUUGCCUGCGGGACCUGGUGCAGGAAUACAAGUGCAAGUAUGAAGAUGAGAUCAACAAGCGCACAGCAGCGGAGAAUGAGUUCGUGGUGCUGAAGAAGGAUGUGGACUGCCUCUACCUGACCAAGGAAGAGUUGGAGGUGCGGGUCGGCCUCCUGCGGCAGCAGCUGGAAUUCCUCAAGUGCAUCUAUGCUGAGGAGAGAGCACAGAUGGACUGCCAGCUGUGUGACACUUCAGUCAUCGUGCAAAUGGACAACAGCCGGGACCUGGACAUGGAGGGCAUCAUCAAAAGCGUAGAGUGCUGUUAUGAAGAGAUUGCCCAGAAGAGCAAGGCUGAAGUGGAGGCUUUCUACCAGACCAGACUGGAAGAGCUCCACAGCAGCCGGGGCAAGUUCUGUGAUGACCUACGGAACAACCAGAGUGAGAUAGCUGAACUGAACCGGAUGAUCCAGAAGCUGCAGUGUGAAUCAGAUAAUGUGAAGAAACAGAUCGCAGCUCUGCAGACAGCCAUCUGUGACGCCGAGCAGCGCGGUGACUGCGCCCUCAAAGAUGCACGGCAGAAGCUGGUGGACCUGCAGACAGCUCUGCAGCAGGCCAAGGACAAGAUGGCGUGUCUGCUGAGGGACUACCAGGAGCUGCUGAACGUCAAGCUGGCCCUGGACAUCGAGAUUGCGACCUACAGGACUCUGCUGGAAGGAGAAGAGAGCAGGAUAUGCACUGGCAACCCUGUGAGCGUAGCCGUGGUCAGCGGCGGCGGCACAGUCGGUGAGUGCCGAUCCCUAUCCGGAAUCGGUGGCAAAUGCUCUGUGAAGACCGGAGUCAGCUCAGGGCUGGGUGGGGUGGUCUCAUCCUUUGGGGUCAGCGGUGCUGGGUUCAGUGCUCGCAGCGUGGACUGCAUCCCUAGGGUGGGGGGUGGCUUUGGGGCCCGGAGUGCAGCCAGCUGCGUGGGGCGCGAGGUGCUGCCCGGUGCUGAUGGGCUGCAAUGUGCAGCCGGUGUGGGCAACCUAGUGUGUGCUGGAGUGGAGCAGUGCAGCCCUGGGGCUGUCAUCAUCCCAGGGGCGGGGGUGUGUGGAGGGGGCAGCCGGUACAGCACGGCCAUGCGCGUGGUCAGAACGAGCCGGUAGGUGGGCAGCACCGCGUUGUAUUGAGAAAGAAUCAGCAUUUCUGCAGUAAAACAGUAUUCCCCUUCCUUCUAACAGCUGAAUCACACAAGCAUGCAUUGCACACGCAGUAAGGUCGGUAGCUGUGCCAAAAACAUGGUGGUUUUUUGAAUGGUCACCACUCACCUUCUCUCACAUGGUGCUCUGGGGGUCAGCGGACCCCCAGGUCUCAGGCAGGCGAGAUUUGCAUUUCAGUCUGCUGCCUUCAUGGCUCUUUCUGCUCAGCCCCUUUUCCAAGGGAUUUCCUGUCCCUCACACAACAAUUGCAAAAGAACAAAAAAUUUGCUCAUCAGAAAGAGCAGCCACAUCUUACACUGCCCCAGAUGAAGCUGCAUCUAUUAUUUAGCUCCUUUAAUGACACCUGAAAAUCCAAUUUUUCCUGUUUACGAGAGGGUUGGUAAUGGUUAUGUAAAUGGGCCCAAGUUGCUACACCAGGUUUGGUAGAGCAGAUUUUAAUUACACGCCGACGAGCACCUUAUAUUUCUGUAGUUAAAUGCAUGCAUUGUUUUUCCUGUGUGUGUACCAGAUAGACGGAUUUAAUGCUUUUAAUGUGUAAGUGAACAGUUGAUUACCCUUCGCUUA